Molecule: messenger RNA, 1740 nt
Organism: Chinchilla lanigera (long-tailed chinchilla)
Lineage: Eukaryota; Metazoa; Chordata; Mammalia; Rodentia; Chinchillidae
Gene: Rassf5
Product: Ras association (RalGDS/AF-6) domain family member 5
Exons: 6
Coding region: 113-1363 (416 amino acids)
Biological process (GO): signal transduction
Cellular component (GO): nucleus
Source: RefSeq, a predicted model, not a curated record
UCUCCCCGCCCUCGCCCCGCCCUGCGGGCUGCGGUCCCUUUAAAGGCGCGCGGGUCUGGGGCCGCCCCUUCUCUCGGGCUGGCUCGGGAGGAGUCGCCGCCGCCAGCCGGGCAUGGCCAUGGCGUCCCCGGCCAUCGGGCAGCGCCCCUACCCGCUGCUCUUGGACCCCGAGCCGCCGCGUUAUCUGCAGAGCCUGAGCGGCCCGGAGCCGCCGCCCCCAGGCCGCUCCUCGCGCCGCUGCGUCCCGGCAUCCCUCUCCACUGCGCCCGGGGCGCAUGAGGGGCGCGGCGCCCGUAGGGGGUCCCGGGGGGACCCCGAGCCCCAGCCCCGAGCCUCGCGACCCUCUCGCCCUCUCCGGCCGGGUCUGCAGCAGAGACUGCGGCGGCGGCCUGGGGCGCCCCGGCCCCGCGACGUCCGGAGCAUCUUCGAGCAGCCGCAGGAUCCCCGAGUCCCGGCGGAGCGAGGCGAGGGACACCGCUUCUCGGAACUGGCUCUGCGGGGCGGCCCCGGCUGGUGCGACCUGUGCGGACGCGAGGUGCUGCGGCAGGCGCUGCGCUGCUCUAACUGCAAGUUCACCUGUCACCCAGAGUGCCGCAGCCUCAUCCAGCUGGACUGUAGUCGGCAAGAGGGCCUGGCGCGGGACAGACCCUCCCGGGAGAACAUCCUCACCCCGACGUUCAGCCAGAAUGUCUGCAAGCCAGUGGAGGAGACACAGCAGCCGCCCCUGCUGCAGGAGAUCAAGCAGAAGAUUGACAGCUACAACAGCCGGGAGAAGAACUGUCUGAGCAUGAAGCUGAGUGAAGAUGGUACCUACACGGGUUUCAUCAAAGUGCAUCUGAAGCUUCGGCGGCCAGUGACAGUGCCUGCCGGGAUCCGGCCUCAGUCCAUCUAUGACGCCAUCAAAGAGGUGAACCUGGCGGCCACGACGGACAAGCGGACGUCCUUCUACCUGCCACUCGAUGCCAUCAAGCAGCUCCACAUCAGCAGUACCACCACCGUCAGCGAGGUCAUCCAGGGACUGCUCAAGAAGUUCAUGGUUGUGGACAAUCCCCAGAAGUUUGCACUUUUUAAGCGGAUACAUAAGGAUGGGCAAGUGCUCUUCCAGAAGCUGUCUGUAGCCGACUGCCCCCUCUACCUACGCCUGCUCGCAGGGCCUGACACCGAUGUCCUCAGCUUCGUGCUCAAGGAGAAUGAGACCGGAGAGGUGGAGUGGGAUGCCUUCUCCAUCCCUGAGCUCCAGAACUUCCUCACAAUCCUGGAAAAAGAAGAGCAGGACAAAAUCCAACAAGUGCAGAAGAAGUACAACAAGUUCAGACAGAAACUGGAAGAGGCCUUGAGAGAAUCCCAGGGAAAACCUGGGUAACUGGUCUCGCCUCCUCUCUUCCCAGUACCCUUGGAUUAAUUUUUAUUAUUAUUAUUUUGGAAGACACUUUUUCUCAGGACAUCUCUGGUGGGUGCAUUUGCACCUGCCCAGCGACUCUAGAUGUGGCACAAAGCCCCUUCCGUGGACAAGGGUUUGGGUACGGGUUGAUUCCUACCCCCCUGCUCCCACCAUGAUACCCCUUGAUGGACUCUGCCAAGGAUGGAUCGGAACUUGUGCGGAGCCAACAGUGUUGCCCUCGUUCAAUCUGGAAGCAUUUUCCAAACCAAAAAGCUGCCUCUCUGGUCACCAAACUGGAACCGAUGGCACCAGCCAGCAGAAGGAAAGAAAAAGGGUUUCAGAGCUCUGUUCUUUCUCUG